AUGUGUGUGUUCCGAUGGCUGGAGGGAGGCGGCAGCAGGCGGGCGGGGGAGGGGGGCUGCAAAGCAGACUCAAACGUGGUCCUGUUGUCAGAUCUGUGUUUUCUUCUUGUCAAUCUGCUCCGAUUGGGGAGACGUGUCUGGCUUCUCAAGCAAUCAGUGCGCAGGCGCAUAUCAUUCCCGAGCCCCAGUGAAAUGCUCUUGGACGUAGGAAGGGGAUCACCCUCUUUCCCUGUCUGUGUCUCCUUCCCUCUCUCUCCUCCCCCCAACUCUCUCUUUUCCUCUGCUUAGUCCAGGCCCCCUUCUUGUUUUUAACGUCGCCUACUCCCUAGGAAACAGUAUCCCCCCCCCAGCUCCCGCUUCUCUAACCAGGCUCUCUGAAGCCAGUUCUGCCUGUUGAUUACUCCCUCCCCCCCUUUCCUUGCUUGAUUUCAAACCUUUGGAUGGUGUUUUGGUGUCAUUAGGAGAUUAUCAUCCCUGGAGCUCCAGAAAGAGGGGGGAGGGAGAGGCUGGCAUAAUAACACAACUGAGAUUUUGACUCUGUCCUGCAGCCAUCCCAGCGAUCUCUGGCUACCAGGUUGCAUCUGGGGGUGGCUGGAUCCCUCCCUAGGGCUGCUUCUGGUUGCUAGUAGAUUGGCUCUGGUUGCCGGCUCCUAGGAGGCUUUGCAGCUGGGGGUUGCCGGCUCCUAGUUGGCGGCUGCUGCUGCUCCAGCUCGCAGCCCCACUCGCUCGCUCUCUCUCUCUAUGAGCAGAGAGGCAGAGGAGCAGCAGCAGCAGCAGGGGACGCCAGGAGGAGCAUUCCUUCCCCGGGGUUUAUGAAUGGCACUGACAUGGAGGAAAUACCGUUUCAGAAAGUCAAGACCAAGAGGAAGAAGUGCUGCCACUGCUGCUGCUCCCCUCCGGCCGCGGCGGGCGCCGGGCUGGGGGGAUCCCCUCCGCUGCUGCUGCUGGAUGCCAUCGCCUGCGAGGACGAGUUCGACUGCAAGGAGCUGGAGUCCCUCUUCCAGAGCUACAACCUGAAGCUGGAGCAGACCUCCACCCUCAAGGCGCUGGCCGUGCUCAUCGUGCUGACCGCCAGCCUGGCCCUGGUGGAGCUGCUCUCCGGCCCCAGCCUGACCAUCUCCAAGGGCUCGCACCCGGUGCACUGCAUCAUCUUCCUCUCCCUCUUCAUCGUCACCAACGUCAAGUACCUGCAGGUCACCCAGCUGCAGCAGAUCGUCAAGCUCACCCUGCUCUUCAGCUUCACCUUCUCCUUCCUCUGCUGCCCCUUCUCGCUGGGCGCCUACGGCCUGGAGCCCCCCAGCGCCCCCGAGCAGGGCAUGUGGCAGCUCAUGCUGGUCACCUUCGUCUCCUACUCGCUGCUGCCCGUGCGGACCCUGCUAGCCAUCGUCUUCGGGCUGGUGGUGGCGGUAUCCCACCUCAUCGUCACCGCCACCUCGGUCAGUGCCAAGAGGCAGCGGCUCUGGAGGACGCUCAUGGCCAAUGCUAUCCUGUUUGUCAGUGUAAAUUUGUAUGGGGUCUUUGUGAGGAUUUUGACGGAAAGGGCUCAGAGGAAGGCAUUCCUUCAAGCCAGGAACUGCAUAGAAGACAGGCUAAAGCUGGAGGAUGAAAAUGAAAAACAGGAGCGUCUCCUGAUGAGUCUUUUGCCCAGGAACGUUGCCAUGGAAAUGAAGGAAGAUUUCCUGAAGCCACCCGAAAGGAUUUUUCACAAGAUUUACAUUCAGAGGCAUGACAAUGUUAGCAUUUUGUUUGCAGACAUUGUGGGGUUCACUAGUUUGGCAUCACAGUGCACUGCUCAAGAGCUGGUGAAGCUUCUGAAUGAACUCUUUGGCAAGUUUGAUGAAUUAGCUACAGAAAACCACUGCAGAAGAAUUAAAAUUCUAGGGGACUGUUACUAUUGUGUAUCAGGAUUGACACAGCCCAAAACGGACCAUGCCCACUGCUGUGUCGAAAUGGGACUGGAUAUGAUUGACACCAUCACGUCUGUAGCAGAAGCCACUGAAGUGGAUCUCAACAUGAGAGUUGGACUACACACAGGCAGGGUGCUUUGUGGGGUCCUAGGUCUCCGCAAAUGGCAAUAUGAUGUCUGGUCAAAUGAUGUGACUCUAGCAAACGUAAUGGAAACUGGAGGAUUGCCUGGGAAAGUUCACAUAACAAAGACCACCUUAGAGUGCCUAAACGGUGACUAUGAGGUAGAACCAGGGUAUGGCCAUGAAAGGAACAGUUUCUUGAAGAAGCAUAAUAUUGAAACAUUUUUUAUUGUGCCAUCCCAUCGAAGGAAGAUAUUUCCAGGACUGAUUCUCUCAGACAUAAAGCCUGCCAAAAGAAUGAAGUUCAAAACAGUCUGCUACCUGCUGGUCCAGCUCAUGCAUUGUCGUAAGAUGUUCAAAGCCGAGAUACCUUUCUCCAAUGUCAUGACAUGUGAGGAUGAUGAUAAGAGAAGAGCAUUAAGAACAGCCUCUGAAAAACUCAGGAAUCGUUCCUCUUUUUCUACGAAUGUGGUAUACACCACCCCAGGAACUCGAGUAAACAGAUACAUCAGCCGUUUGAUAGAGGCCCGGCAAACUGAGUCCGAGAUGGCUGACUUGAAUUUCAUUACCCUCAAGUAUAAACAAAUUGAACGUGAGCAUAAAUACCACCAGCUUCAGGAUGAAUACUUCACCAGUGCUGUAGUUCUUUCACUAAUUCUAGCUGCCUUAUUUGGCCUUGUCUACCUUCUAAUAAUCCCACAGAGUACCAUAGUCCUUGUCCUCCUGGUGUUCUGCAUAUGCUUCCUAGUGGCUUGUAUUAUGUACCUACAUGUCACACGAGUACAAUGUUUUCCAGGGUGCCUGACAAUACAGAUUCGUACCAUUUUAUGUAUUUUUAUUGUGAUCUUAAUUUACUCUGUGGCUCAAGGGUGCGUGGUUGGAUGCAUGCCUUGGGUAUGGAGUACAAAUUCCAGCAGUUCCAUUGUUAUCAUUUCUCCCGGUGGAAUGAAUAAAACAAUGAAUGAACUUCCAUGUGAUACAGCCCAUUAUGCUUUCCUUUCCUGCGUUGUGGGGACUCUUACCUUGGCAAUAUUUCUACGUGUCUCUUCCUUGCCAAAAAUGAUCCUCCUGCUUUUUGUUACUAUUUUGUACAUAGUUGUUCUGGAACUCAGCGGAUACAGAAAAGCAGUAGGGGGUGGCUCCUUUUAUAUGCGUGGCUAUGAACCUAUAUUAGCCAUUUUGCUGUUUUCUUGUGCUUUGGCACUUCAUUCCAGGCAGGUGGACUUGAAGUUACGUCUGGACUACCUCUGGGCGGUGCAGGCAGAAGAAGAGAGAGAUGAUAUGGAGAGAGUAAAGCUGGAUAAUAAAAGAAUUCUCUUCAAUCUCUUGCCAGCACAUGUUGCACAGCACUUUCUUAUGUCUAACCCUAGGAACAUGGACCUUUAUUACCAGUCAUAUUCACAAGUGGGAGUGAUGUUUGCUUCCAUCCCAAAUUUCAACGAUUUCUACAUUGAACUGGAUGGCAAUAACAUGGGAGUGGAGUGUUUACGCCUCUUAAAUGAAAUUAUUGCUGAUUUUGAUGAGCUUCUGGACAAAGAAUGUUAUAAGGACAUAGAAAAGAUCAAGACAAUUGGCAGUACAUAUAUGGCAGCUGUAGGACUUGUACCAACUACAGGAACUAAGGCUAAAAAAUCAGUUGAUUCCCACUUGAGUACACUGGCAGAUUUUGCAAUAGAGAUGUUUGACGUUCUUGAUGAAAUCAACUAUCAGUCUUAUAACGACUUUGUCCUCCGAGUUGGUAUUAAUGUUGGGCCUGUAGUGGCAGGAGUUAUUGGGGCCAGAAGACCACAAUACGAUAUCUGGGGCAACACUGUAAACGUUGCCAGCAGAAUGGACAGUACUGGAGUGCAGGGUAAAAUUCAGGUGACAGAAGAAGUUCAGCGGAUAUUAAAGAGGUGCACUUACGAGUUUGAGUGCCGAGGUAAAGUCAGUGUAAAGGGAAAAGGCGAAAUGUUGACCUAUUUUCUUGAAGGAAAGGCCAAUGGAAAUAAUUCACAACCACGGUCUUUAAACUUAGAGCGGAAAAUGUACUCCUACGGGAGAACAAACGUUCAAACCAAACUGGGCACCAGUUGUCCGUCAGUGUCCUCAGUCGCCAGCUUUACUGUAAAAGCUGGGCUUGGAGCACUUCAAGCAUCAACAACCCACACAAAUCAAACAUUACAUUACCUUCCUUCUGUGCCAGCUGUGAAAGAAGCAUAGAGCAGAGAAAAUUUGGUUACGGCAUUCGCAGUGAACCCAGAGAGCAGAGGUUGCCUGAAUUUUCACCAGGAGGUCAAGGAUCAUAGGCCAUGGCAUCAACCAAGGAUCACUACAACCCAACCAAAGAGAACUUGGGAACUGCAUAAACGAACUCUUGGAAUGGAACAAAUAAGGGCUAGCAAUUCUGUUAGGAAAAGUCCAAACCCAAUUUUUUGGAAAUAGGGAAUAUUUUCUUGGCAUUUUUAAAGGAUAAAUGCUAUAAUUGAAAAAAGCGUACACGUGACACUGUAUUUGUGUGUGUAUAUGUAUAUAUUAAAUCUAUAUAUGCACAUAUACAAACACUCCUAUAUAGAGAGAGAUAAUAGAGAUUUAUAUAUAUAUAAAAUAUGUAUUUAUUUACACACCCACCUGCAAUGGCAUAAGGGAGAGAUUUCUCUUACCACCAUAUUCAGUAUUGUUGGGUCUGAGGUUAGUAAAACUGCUAUUAGGAAAGGAGGGUGAGAUGAUUGAAAAUUAUCUGGGGCUAUAGCAAGCGUUAUGGAAACCUUGCUCCACUGCUUGAAAUAAGGAAAAAAGAAUUCGUCAGCGACUGGUAAAUGAAGGCUGAAUUAAAGCCAACUGCUAAAUUGAGGUAUCUUUUAAGUUUUAUUUGCAUGUUCAGUAGCUUUGAAUGCUUUCCAGUUACAAUUACAGCACAAUGCUAUGAGCUAGACAAGAGACAGCGCUUAGGAAUUUGAC
Messenger RNA from Chrysemys picta bellii (western painted turtle), 4967 nucleotides. RefSeq names its product adenylate cyclase 1 (gene ADCY1). Gene Ontology annotation, molecular function: adenylate cyclase activity. Gene Ontology annotation, cellular component: plasma membrane. Lineage: Eukaryota; Metazoa; Chordata; Testudines; Emydidae. Gene Ontology annotation, biological process: adenylate cyclase-activating G protein-coupled receptor signaling pathway; intracellular signal transduction; cAMP biosynthetic process. The record is from RefSeq and is a predicted model, not a curated record.